Messenger RNA from Oppiella nova, 1230 nucleotides. The record is from the annotation of a GenBank genome assembly. Lineage: Eukaryota; Metazoa; Arthropoda; Arachnida; Sarcoptiformes; Oppiidae.
AUGUCUGUCACAUAUGACUUCAGUGGCAAAGUGGCCCUGAUCACUGGGUCCAGUUCCGGCAUAGGGGCGGCCACUGCCGAACUGUUCGCCCAAUCGGGUGCCGACGUAGUGGUGACCGGACUGUACGCCGACUCCGGGCUCUCAGCGGUGGCCAACCGGUGCCGAAGUUUAGGCGCAAAAGUACUAGAAAUGUCGGCCGAUAUGACCCACGAGGAUGAGGCCCGGGCUUUGGUCGACCAGACUAUCGAAACUUUUGGCAAAAUAGACGUACUGUUCAACUGCGCCGGUAUGCCAGUCAAGUUUGUCGGCAUUACGAAUCCGUCAUUUAUGGAGGCCUAUCGCCUUACUAUGCGCGUGGACUUGGAUAUGGCUGUGUAUAUGACAUACCUGUGCGUCGGGCACCUGGAGAAGACCCGGGGUGUCAUCAUUAAUAUGUCGAGCGUAAGGAUGGUGACCGGACUGUACGCCGACUCCGGGCUCUCAGCGGUGGCCAACCGGUGCCGAAGUUUGGGCGCAAAAGUAUUAGAAAUGGCGGUCGAUCUGACCCACGAGGAUGAGGCCCGGGCUUUGGUCGACCAGACUAUUGAAAAAUUAGGCAAAAUAGACGUACUGUUCAACUGCGCCGGUAUGCCAGUCAAGUUUGUCGGCAUUACUAAUCCGUCAUUUAUGGAGGCCUAUCGCCUUACUAUGCGCGUGGACUUGGAUAUGGCUGUGUUUAUGACAUACCUGUGCGUCGGGCACCUGGAGAAGACCCGGGGUGUCAUCAUUAAUAUGUCGAGCAUAAGGAGUACUCAAUCGGCCAGUCUAAGUGCGCCGUACGGUAUGGCCAGGACUGCGGGCGAUAUGUUCACCAGAUAUAUGGCCGUUGAGUUGGGAGGGAAAGGCAUUCGUGUCAAUAGUGUUAAUCCGAGUGUUAUCGAAACGGAUUUCCUCAAAUCGACAGGUGUUGACCCGAAAGUCAUAGCUAAAGGUAUGGCCAAUAAGUUGCCGGUCGGGAGGUGUGGUGUGGUUGAGGACGUGGCUCAGGCCGUCCUAUUCCUGUCGGCCCCCGAGUCGUCGUUUAUAACGGGAACUCAUAUGCUUGUGGACGGCGGACAUAUAGCUGGCGGUGUUGGCUAUAAUACUGCAAAGGCCUCGGCAAAUUCAGAAUAAUAAUUUAUCUUACCAUGAUGCUCUGUAUUUGAGAAUUUUUAAUAUUUAUGCAAGUGAUAUUUUUAACAUUUUAAAUAU